Messenger RNA from Cynara cardunculus var. scolymus (artichoke), 1521 nucleotides. RefSeq names its product interactor of constitutive active ROPs 4. The transcript has 3 exons. NCBI's taxonomy places the organism in Eukaryota, Viridiplantae, Streptophyta, Magnoliopsida, Asterales, Asteraceae. The record is from RefSeq and is a predicted model, not a curated record. Bases 205 to 1272 code for a protein of 355 amino acids.
CUCUCUUCAAGGCUUCUUGUUGGCAGUGGUGCCUCACCGCCCUCCCAAGGUAAACAAACACCACCCAUCCAUUCUUCACACAUCACCAACCCUCAUUACUCUUCAAACCCAGAUCUCACUCUCAAUUCCAUCUUCAUGCAUUAAAGAUUGCAAGAUCAAGAUCUGCAAGAAACCUUUGUGUUCAUAUCGCAUUCAACCCUAUAAAUGCCAAGAGUAAGGGGUUCAGAAAUGCCUCAAAGGGUAUCAACCAGAGGCCCUGCUCCUCUGCGAACAUCGAGCUCCGACUCUGAUCCACCGCACCACCGUCCGAUUACGGACCGCAGUCCGAAGCUCGGUGACCGGCGGUCACCAAGAAGCGAGCCGCUGAACCAAAAGAAGCUGGGAACUCGUAUCGCAGGGUUGGAGACUCAACUUGAGCAAGCUCAAGGUGAGCUCAAGAUUCUUAAAGAUCAGUUGGCUUCAGCCGAAGCUGCAAAGAAAGAAGCUCAAAAGGAACUAGAGAAAAGGACUACAACGACAAACACCAAGCCAGCCAUUUCCGAGCCGGAGCCGGUUCAAGAUUUUCGUUCUUCACCAAGCGAAGCACAUGAUUCGAACAAGGAAAUGAGUCAAGAUCACGAAACCCCAGAUGAAAUCCAGAAGGAAACCGAUGUUUUUGAAGUCCCAAUUGAGACGGUGAGCUUGAAAUCAUCGGUGGUGGUUGAAUCACCAGAAAAGCUCCAUUUUGAAGCAGCCAUGGCGUCCAAGAACGAAGAGAUAAGCUCACUGAAAUCGAAAAUCGAAGAGAAAGACAACGAACUACUCGCAUUCAGUCAAGAAAACAAGAAUCUAAAACAUCAACUGAGUGAAGCCAAUGUGCAGAUUUCUAGUGGCAAAGCGAAAGAAGAGAAGACGAAUUCGAAGUUGAACCAUGUCGAAGAAGAGUUGAAAAGGAGUAAAAAAGAUGGGAAUGAGUUAAACAAGAAGCUGAAAGAGGUUGAAGGGGCAAAAGAGGCAUUGGAAACAGAGAUGAAGAAGCUGAGAGUGCAGACGGAGCAGUGGCGGAAGGCGGCAGAUGCAGCGGCGGCAAUUUUAUCCGGUGGGGUGGAGGUGAACGAGGGGAGACGGGUAUCGGAGAGGUGUGGAUCGAUGGAUAAGCAUUAUGGUGGUGUGUAUGAUGGGUAUGGUGGAUUUGUGGGAUCACCAGGAGGAUUGGGAGAUGAAUGUGAAGAUGGGAAAAGAAAGGGGAUUAGAAUGUUUGGUGAUUUGUGGAAAAAGAAGGGACAGAAAUAAGGGACUGGAAUUGGAAUUGAAAAUGGAAAUGGAAAUGGAAUUGGAAUGGGUUGUUUGAAUGGUGUUUUGGUUGCAAGUUUGAAGGUUAUUUGUCAAUGUAGAUUGAUGAUGUUAGAAUGAUGAUGAUGUAUGUUAUGUUUAAUAUUUUCUUGAUAUUAGAAGCAGAAUGUGAGAGCUCAAGUAUGCGUAUAAAAGAACAAACAUCUAAGGAUUCAAGAUUUCUUGGAUUGUGGUUUAAGUGAAGUUUUA